Artibeus jamaicensis (Jamaican fruit-eating bat) is the source of this 2350-nucleotide messenger RNA. It is a transcript of the gene FADS2, whose product is annotated as fatty acid desaturase 2. Gene Ontology annotation, cellular component: membrane. The record is from RefSeq and is a predicted model, not a curated record. Gene Ontology annotation, molecular function: oxidoreductase activity, acting on paired donors, with oxidation of a pair of donors resulting in the reduction of molecular oxygen to two molecules of water. NCBI's taxonomy places the organism in Eukaryota, Metazoa, Chordata, Mammalia, Chiroptera, Phyllostomidae. The transcript has 12 exons. The coding region runs from base 202 to 1536 and encodes 444 amino acids. Gene Ontology annotation, biological process: lipid metabolic process.
CUGGGGGCUCUGGGAAGCCAGGGAUAUUCCGAGGGAUAUUUGGCAGCACACUCCCAAGCAAAGUCAAGGAGGUUGGGGGAGGGGGCGCAGUGGGAGGAGGGAUAGAAGACAAAAGCCGAAGGCGAGGAGUGCCCGGCCGAACACUCGGGCCAUCGGUGCCGGUUGGCUGCAAUACACGGGGGAUCCCGGUCGGUAGUCAGCAUGGGCAAGGGGGGGAACCAGGGAGAGGGGGCCCCUGAGCGCGAGGCGCCGAUGCCCACCUUCAGCUGGGAAGAGAUUCAGAAGCACAACCUGCGCACGGACAAGUGGCUCGUCAUCGACCGCAAGGUCUACAACAUCACCAAAUGGUCCAGCCGGCACCCAGGAGGCCAGCGGGUCAUCGGGCACUACGCGGGGGAAGAUGCCACGGAUGCCUUUCGCGCCUUCCACCGGGACCUUGACUUCGUGCGCAAGUUCAUGAAGCCCCUGCUGAUUGGCGAGCUGGCCCCGGAGGAGCCCAGCCAGGACCGGGGCAAGAACUCCCAGAUCACCGAGGACUUCCGGGCCCUGAGGAAGGCUGCCGAGGACAUGAACCUGUUCAAGAGCAACCACCUGUUCUUCCUGCUGCUCCUGGCCCACAUCAUCGUCAUGGAGAGCAUCGCCUGGUUCAUCGUCUUUUACUUCGGCAAUGGCUGGAUUCCAACCAUCAUCACAGCCUUUGUCCUUUGUACCUCUCAGGCCCAAGCUGGAUGGCUGCAACACGAUUAUGGCCACCUCUCUGUCUAUAAGAAGUCUACGUGGAACCACAUCGUCCACAAGUUCAUCAUUGGCCACUUAAAGGGCGCCUCCGCCAACUGGUGGAACCAUCGCCACUUCCAGCAUCACGCCAAGCCCAACAUCUUCCAGAAGGACCCAGACGUGAACAUGCUGCACGUAUUCGUCCUGGGCGAGUGGCAGCCCAUCGAGUACGGCAGGAAGAAGCUGAAAUACCUGCCCUACAACCACCAGCAUGAGUACUUCUUCCUGAUCGGGCCUCCGCUGCUCAUCCCCAUGUACUUCCAGUACCAGAUCAUCAUGACCAUGAUCGUCCGAAAAGACUGGGUGGACCUGGCCUGGGCCAUCAGCUACUACGUCCGCUUCUUCAUCACCUACAUUCCCUUCUAUGGCAUCCUGGGCGCGGUCCUUUUCCUCAACUUCAUCAGGUUCCUGGAGAGCCACUGGUUCGUGUGGGUCACGCAGAUGAACCAUAUUGUCAUGGAGAUUGACCGAGAGCCCUAUCGUGACUGGUUCAGCAGUCAGCUGUCAGCCACCUGCAAUGUGGAGCAGUCCUUCUUCAACGACUGGUUCAGCGGGCAUCUCAACUUCCAGAUCGAGCACCACCUCUUCCCCACCAUGCCACGGCACAACUUCCACAAGGUGGCCCCGCUGGUGAAGUCCCUGUGCGCCAAGCAUGGCAUCCGGUACCAGGAGAAGCCGCUGCUGAGGGCCUUGCAGGACAUCAUUAGGUCCCUGAAGAAGUCUGGGGAGCUCUGGCUGGAUGCCUACCUGCACAAAUGAAGCUGUAGCGCUCGGGUGCCCGUGGGGGAGGGGGAGCAGGUGGGGACGAUGGCCAAAGGGAGGGGUGGGUUUUUGUCCUGAGGGGUGUCCGCAAGGCUGGGGUACAUGCGAGCUCACUGGUCCCAUUUUUGGUCUUUUCCUGGUUUCCUCUCAAGUUUUCUUUCACUUCGACCUCCAAUACCCAUUAUGGGGCCUGCCUUCUGUCAGGCCCUCCCCGCCGGGAGCUGAGAGAUUGGGGGCUCCGUACCACCUCCACCCUCUGCCCCUAAACAUCUGCUAGAUGAGGGGUCCAGAAAUGCGUUUGGACCCCCUGCAGCCUGGCCUUCGGGCCUCAUACUCCGUCUGUUCUCCCUGAGCCCCCAGUGUAGUCCAAGACGCUGGGUCACAGUGGGCAAGGUGGCUCCCUGACCCUGCAGGCCUGGCUCCGCCCUCGACAGCACCCACGGUCUGCCCUCCGUAGAGAGAUGCUUUGUGAUUUCAGGCUACCAGCAGCUCAGACCUCUGACUCAGAAAAAUGUCCUCCUCACUCCCCUGGAACCCUCUGACCAGGGCUGGGGCACUUCCGUCCCUCUGUCUUCCACACUCUUCCCACCUCCAGAGCCAGGACCUCGGGCCCAGGGGGCAGUCCUGUGGGUGGCCUCUGCAGAGGCUGGGGCGCAGGCCAGGGUCUGGAGUCUCAGCCCCAGCACCCACCCCAUUCAGAUGUCUGUCCUGGUUGGGAGGCUUCGAAUUAGGGGCACGCGAACCUUUCUCCAAAGUGCUCUUUUGCCUGCCGGGCGGCCAUGUCUGCCGCUCUCUCAUGACUUUCACUGUU